Messenger RNA from Saprolegnia diclina VS20, 2385 nucleotides. RefSeq lists its product as hypothetical. Gene Ontology annotation, cellular component: cytoplasmic stress granule. The transcript has 3 exons. Bases 1 to 2385 code for a protein of 794 amino acids. Lineage: Eukaryota; Oomycota; Saprolegniomycetes; Saprolegniales; Saprolegniaceae. Gene Ontology annotation, biological process: cytoplasmic stress granule assembly. Gene Ontology annotation, molecular function: heme binding; protein binding; RNA binding. The record is from RefSeq and is a predicted model, not a curated record.
AUGACGCCCAAGUCGCCUCGACCGCAGGUCCACGACGACUCGGACUCGGGCUCGGACGACGAGUUCCUGCGUUUGGCCUCCGCCUCGGCGCGCCGCAAGGCCGGCCUGCCCGCGCGGACGCUCUCCCCGCGCCACAACCUCGAGACCAGGACCGAGAAGAGCACAAAGGCGCUGCGCAAUGCGGCGCGCAAGACGACCUUUGUCGUGACGGGCAAGAACGCCGAGCACCGCCGCCUCCAAGCAACCGUCGACGCGCUUGAGGCCAGGGCGCGCAGCGUCACAAUUGGUGCGCCAGCGACAGGCAAGACCAUUUUCGAGCAAAAGGCCGCCGCCAAUGACAUCCCCGCGUCCGCUGUUGCGUUCCAGAGCGCGCCGUCCGACGUCCAAGACAUGUACAAGGAAGGAUACAGCUACAUGUCGGACGAGAUGUGGAAGGAAGCGUGCGCAUCGUGGGAGAAGAUCGUCGCGCUCCCGUCGCCGCCAUCGCUCGACUGGUUCUUGCCGCUUCUCGCGCAGCUUGCAUUUGCCUACAAGAAGCAGGGGUAUCUCCGCAUGGCGCUCAAGUGCUACCACCGCAUUCGCGGCGACAUCCAACGCGCGGGCGACGGCCACGACGACUUCUUGGCCGACACGCUGCACCAAAUGUCGGCCAUCUACCACGAACUCGGGGACAUGGAGCAUGCAUUGGCGUACACGGACGAGGCGAAUGCACUCCUCCUCGACCUCGUCGGCAAGAGCUGCGAGACGCCGGCCGAGAAGGCGCGCGUCGACGAGCUGCACCAAAGCCGGCAGCUCGGGCGGCUGCUGCAGGACGCGGCGACCGGUGAGUUUGCCAGCGUCCACGCCGCCCUCGAGGCCGGCGAUGUCUCAAUCGAGACACUCGCAGCCUUUGUCGACCCCACGACGCACGCGACGUUCCUCAUGGCGUCGGCCGGCGCCGGCAGCCUCCACCUCGUCUCGGCGCUGCGGAAUGCGAUCGAUACGCCAGCGGCGUGGAAGGCCUUCGUCGAGCGCAGUGACGCACACGGCAACUCGGCGCUCGCGUGGGCGUGCAAGUUUGGCCAAGUCGAUGUCGUCGCGUACCUCUUGGAAUCGGGCGCGUCGUUCCAGUCGCUCAAGAAGGAAGAGCUCAAGCGCUGGCCCAAAGCAAGCCUGGCAACGAUUCAAGCCCACCUCGCGGCGCGCAAGCAGCACAAGGAAGCGGCACAGCAAGCACCGCCAUCGGUGGUACCGGCCGCGCCGCUGUACAAGCCGCUCGUGCCCAUAUCGCCCAAGGCCGUGCCCGCCAAGCCGCUUGAGCUCGCACCGUUUGACGUGGCCCCGAUGCCAGCGUCCUUCAACGCUGCACCUCGCAGUGCGGCGGCUGCCUCGGGUGCGCUGGCGGGGCGCGACCUCGAGGCGUGGCAGCCCGACGACGACGCGAUCGCGAGCGUCACCGGCGACCUCGAAGCGACAAAUGCCACGACGUGGGACCAGUUUGAAGCCAACGAACGCCUCUUUGGUGUCACGUCGGGCUACGACGAGUCGCUGUAUACGACGGCGCGGACGGCGGGGACGCCGGCGCAGGAGGCUGCCGCUGCGCGUCUCGCCGCCGAAAUCAUGGGCCAGCGCAGUAGUAAUACGCAUGUCAUGGAAGAGCGUGGUGUUGUCGACGCGGCCGGUCAUGACCCGGAAGCGCGGUACGGCGCGGUGCUCGGCAGCGGCGCAUACGCCUCGCCGACCGCCGGUCGUCGCCGGGAUAACGACGAUCGCGUACAAGCGUACACGUCGCAGCAAGCACACGCUGGGUGCUUCAACAAAGCCAAGAUCGCGUCGCACGCCAAGUGGCCAAUCAGCGCCCAUGGUCACUUUGCACUUAUGCACGCGAGUGAGCACGUCGACGUCAGCGAGGCGCGCAUCCUGGCAAGCCUCGUGGGUCACCGCCGCAAGGGCCACGCCAAGACGCUGGCGCUGUGCGAAGCCUCGUUCGAGGUGCUGCCCGACCUUCCAGACGCGCUUCGUGUUGGCCUCUUUGCAUCGCCCAAGACGUACUCGGCGUACGUCCGCUUGUCAAAUGCGUCGCCUGUCGUGCAGCCUGACGACGUCAAGGACGUGCGUGGCCUGUCCAUCAAGCUGCUGCACGUGCCUGGCGACAAGAUUCCCGAGUCGACCGAGCCCCGUAGCCAGGACUUUUUGCUCGUGAGCAGCCCAUCGGUGGCUCUUGGCACGGCCAAGCUCCUCCGCGACAGCCUGCGCGACUCGCCGGCGGUCUUCAAGACCAAGAUGGUCGUCAAAGGCAAGUGGCGCCGCCUCAAGGCGCUGUCGAAACCCCGCAUUGUGCCGUCGUCGCUGCUCAACAUUCCGUUCUACAGCGCGCUGCCGUUCGCGCGGUCAAGUAUGUGCUGA